AUGUUACUACCGCAGAAGGGGAUCGGAUUUUCAGUCGUUUUGUUUAUACUGACUGUACUGCUUGUAGCACUCGUGUGUAAAGAUAUCCCAUUAUCUCCAUUGUUCCGGCUGUUUCAUCGUGACAACGACAUACUGUUUAAACAAGCAUCAGAAUCUAACAACUUGAGACUUCAGAAAGCAACACGAUACUUUAAAUCAAAGAAACCUGCCGAUUCAUUGGAAUUUUAUAACAGAGAGUUGAAAGGUCAAGUGGACAUUGCUAUUGCCAUAGUUACUGUCAAACGGAAGACCGAAAAGAAUCUUACUAUGGGGUACCUGAUACAAACAGCAGCAGCACUGGAUAAGAUUGUGAAAAGUCAGACCACAUUCUUGAAUAUUCAUUUAUUUCUUUGUAAUACUGACACCACAGAUUCAGAUCAUACUGAGGCAGAAUCCAUGUCGUUAUACAUUCCGAUGGUUACAAAAAGCAGUCACCAAUCAAAUAAACGCAAUAAACAAACAGACAUGCGUAGAAAGGAAGCAAGAGAUUAUAUAUAUUGUCUAGUUCAAGCUAGAUCAAUGGCACCAAAGUAUGUAUUGAUGGUGGAAGACGACUCCAUACCAACCGAAAAUUUUCUUGAUGUUAUUCAACAUUCCUUACAACAAAUAGGUAAUCGUAAGUUUGCCUACUUAAAACUGUUUUAUCCUCUGAAGUGGCAAGGAUUUGCAUUUGAAAUCUCACGACUUUUAGAGCUGUUGUGUUUCGGAGCCAUAGGAGGAUCCAUCUCCCUGGUAUUUCAUUAUUUUUGUCUUCUAAACAGACGAAGAAAAUAUUCACAAAAUGUUCAAUUUACUUUAGGUUUGUUGUUGACUAUGGUUGUGGUUUACCUGCUUGGACGACAGAAUAUCAUGACCUUGCGGACAUUUUCACUCGACCUUUACUCCCUAAAACCAUCACCGGCAUGCUGUACACCUGCUAUGUUAUAUCCUGUGGAUACGAUUCAAACACUCACAGAUUUUCUCAAUCAUUCCCAGAAACACAAAAGUCGAGUACACCUCGACCUUCAAAUCUACAAUUUUACUCAGAUAUAUAAUUUACCUGGAUAUUUAAUAGAACCAAAUUUAUUUCGACACAUUGGAAUGAUUUCGUCCCUGUCAUCGUCGAUAAAACAUCCAGAGGAGUUCCUAUGA
Messenger RNA from Ylistrum balloti, 1170 nucleotides. Its product is annotated as post-GPI attachment to proteins factor 4-like. Bases 1 to 1170 code for a protein of 389 amino acids. Gene Ontology annotation, cellular component: Golgi membrane. Gene Ontology annotation, biological process: GPI anchor biosynthetic process. The record is from RefSeq and is a predicted model, not a curated record. Gene Ontology annotation, molecular function: glycosyltransferase activity. The transcript has a single exon. NCBI's taxonomy places the organism in Eukaryota, Metazoa, Mollusca, Bivalvia, Pectinida, Pectinidae.